This is a messenger RNA of Pieris napi, 1157 nucleotides long. RefSeq names its product EF-hand calcium-binding domain-containing protein 1-like. The coding region runs from base 56 to 724 and encodes 222 amino acids. Lineage: Eukaryota; Metazoa; Arthropoda; Insecta; Lepidoptera; Pieridae. The record is from RefSeq and is a predicted model, not a curated record. The transcript is spliced from 5 exons. Gene Ontology annotation, molecular function: calcium ion binding.
CAUUUUUUAACCAAAAUAAUUUAAAGUUUUCCCUAAAUUUUAUUAAAAUUGUACAAUGUCUGCAUCACUCGAUUCAAACUUAGAUCCGAUGGAAGAAAUACGCUUUCGAAAAAAACAUGGUGCUAUGUGGAUAGAGAUUCAGAAGGAGACACACUUUAGUUUUGACGAACUUGAACAAAUUAUGGUAAUUUUUUUCAAGAUUCAAAAGCGCGAUGAGAAGCCGGCGGCAUCGGAUUUAAUAUCGAGGGCACAUUUUAGAGACGUUCUGCACACUGGCCUGGGGAUGACAGACUCUUAUAUGAUGGAGCGGGUGAUGGUAGCCUUAGACCGUGGUACUUCACCAUUUGUUACCAUGGCAACUUUCGCCAAAGCAAUAUCUCUCUACUUGAGAGGAACGUUGGAGGAACGAAUUUCCUACGCGUUUACGUGCUAUGACUUGCUGGGUGAAGGGUAUUUAAGGAGGGAAACGAUGUAUCAAUGUAUGAAGAAGAGCAUCGCAAAAGCUUCCCGUGAUGACGAUGUCGAAGAAGCUGUCAAGGAGUUCGUGGACAUUAUGUUAAAACGCAUGGACACAGAUGUAGAUGGCGUGAUCAACUUCGAUGACUUCCACAAGUCGGUGACGAAAACACCUUCAUUAUUGGAAAGUCUCGGGUAUUGUCUGCCGGAGAGACCUGCUGUUUACUCCUUCUUGGCUACUUGGUGUCCUAAUUGGGCCAAAAUGUAAAUUACUUAUAAGGAAUUAAAAAUAACUUUGAAUAUUGGCUACAAAGCGUGAUUUUCCGAUGACGUUUAAUCCCGAAUUGAGUUUCUACAUAAAUUUUAACAUGUACAUGGAAUAUAACCAUCUAAAAAUUAUCAUAGCAAUUUUUCAUCCUCUUGUAUAUGUUAAAUUUUUACUAAAGUAUACUUCUUAUAAAUAGUAUAAUCAACCUUCUAGUUAUAUGCUGAAUAGCGGAAUAUUCGAAACAAAUAUCCAACCAGCGUAUCAUUAUCACAGUAGAAAUAUUUAGUCAUUUAUUACUUGAAUACACAUAUACAUUUAGCUAUUAAACUUUGGUUUGACUCUAAACGUCUAAAUAUGUAUAGGCAUUUUCCAAGAAAUAGUUAUGCUUUUAAAUUGUAACUCAUUUAUUGCGUAGUAAAUAAUAUAAUCAAAA